GCACAAAAAAAUGGGAAAAAAAUACGCAAAAUAAUGGGCAAAAUGCCGCGCAAAAUGCUACCCCAAAACAGCCUUUAACAGAGCGCCGCAGCCCGCGAAGGCGUUGCAAAAAGGCCAGCGUUCCAUACGCUUGCCCGUGCUGCUCUCAUGGCAACCCCGCUGCAUCCGCUUGAAGGGACAGCGUGAGAAGGUUAACCUAACGUGUGGAUUACCUCCCCUGAUGUGCACGUAAUAUUGUGGGCGCGUCACCCCUCCCCCGUGAGUGCAGUGAUAUGCGGAAACACGACUUUUCUCGCAUCUGAUAGGCGAAAUGCGUCCAAUAGAGGGGCACACCUGUUGAAUGUUAUUUCCCGCCUAUUGGCUCCCCCCACUGGGUUCUUUUGCCCAUUCGUUGCAUUCUCAGAUUAAUUCCCAUUCGAAAAGAACGUCAUGUUUACCUUCUCUUCGUUUAAAAAGCUGCUCGUCGGAGUGAGCGCCGCCAACGGAGGGGUAAUCGCGGGCUGCUUUUACAUCUACAAAAAGAACAGACCCGCAAACGACGACACGUUAGAAGAACCCAGCGAAAGCUUCAGAAUGAAAACCUUCGAUGAGCUAGCGAAAAGUUACGACGAAAAAAAUGACUUCAUAGAAAAAGUCACCUCCAUAAACAAAUACAAAAAGAGGAACUUUCGAAAAGUGAAAGGAGUAGUCCUAGAAAUAGGGGCAGGGUCAGGAAGGAAUUUCUCAUUUUUAAAAAAAGUAGACAUCUUAGUAUGCGUGGAAAAAAGUGAAAAAAUGUGCGAAGAAAUGAAAAAAAAAUUGGAAAAAAUAAAACCAUCAUAUCCUGUAUACAUCAUAAAUGAAGACAUAAAAAAUGGCCUCUUUCGUCCCAACGUUUUCGAUUCUGUCAUUUCGUCUUUCACCUUAUGUUCGUUGGAGCAUGUGGACCACAGCUUAGAGAACGUCCACCAAGCGUUGAAACCUGAUGGCCGGUUUUACUUAAUCGAGAGAGGCAUCAUUUAUAACAAAAUGAUUCGAUACAUUUUGAAGAAACUAAAUUUAUAUCCGAAUAAAAGAAUUCCCUGGGAAUUUGGCUAUUAUGAAAAUAGGUGCCCCUUGCAGAUUUUAAAAAAAAACAAUUUCCACGUCAUCUUUAAGUUAGUAAAAAAUGCCGGCAGCAUUUACAUACUUACAGCUAAGAAGCAGGGGGGCUCUUCUCCCCAUGCUAAGAAUGAUGCGUUCCUCCCGCAUGCCAACGGGGGAAAUGCAAUUCAAAAGAGCGGUCAUCUGCAAAGCGAAGUUAACGACAAAAGUGAGGUGGACCAAACGAGGGGUACGGGGACCCCCAUCGAUAUUAAAGAUAUAUUAUGCCAUCGAGGGGGAGCCCCGAUUUAUUACGCAUACAGAAAUGGGUGAGAAGUGGCACUCCGCAUGGGCGUAUCGACGUGUGAAUGGGGGGGGAGUGCGGCGAAAAGGAAAAAAAAAAAAAAUGCACACGUUUGUCCACGCAAACGCUUCUCC
This is a messenger RNA of Plasmodium vivax (malaria parasite P. vivax), 1500 nucleotides long. RefSeq lists its product as hypothetical. The transcript is spliced from 2 exons. Lineage: Eukaryota; Apicomplexa; Aconoidasida; Haemosporida; Plasmodiidae. The record is from RefSeq and is a predicted model, not a curated record. Bases 430 to 1395 code for a protein of 321 amino acids. Gene Ontology annotation, molecular function: S-adenosylmethionine-dependent methyltransferase activity.